UCGGUCAAUCGAGCUGGUAGUGGUUGUGUUAAUUAAAUGUAAUAUUACAACGAUGAUAGUGACUGAACAAGAUAUGUGAUUAUUCGACACAUUAAAAGGGAUAUUUUAGUGUGUACUCAAAUAUAAUGUUUAUAUACAAACGUAUACGGUAAAAGACAUACAAAGGGUAAUGAAUUGUGUUCCGGGUGCAUUAUAAUUGAAAUCUAAGGAAUCAAUGUAUCACGUCGUGACGAAUGAUCUCACUACUUCCUAUACUCAUAAGAAGUAAUCAAUCAUAUAAUGACAUACAUGGGUGAUUAGAACAUCAAAAAUCUUCACAGACGAAACACCAUUCAACUAUAAGAUAAAGAUGAAGAUAUGGAUAAAAACAGUUUUAAUCUUGGUUUAUGUUUCUUUGGUAAAAUGUCAAAAUGCCGGUAACUUGGGAAAUUUUGGAAGCACAGGAAUGAAUAUGGGAACAAAUACAGGCCCGACAUUUGGAAUGACACAAACUUUUCCCACAGGUCAAAAUACAAUGGGAGCAAAUCAAAAUGCCAUGGGUAUGACCCAGAAUUCGUUUGGGAUGAAUCAGAAUACAUUUGCUAAUGCAGGUACCAAUUCCCUUGGAACAGCGACUUCCUUAACUUCAAAUCCGGCAAUAACCGUUGGCUCUGGAGGAUCCCUUACCCCUGAUCAACGAUUCCUUAGUGUUGCUAGACUUCAGCCAACAGGACCAGCUCCAUCUUCCGCAGGCACAGCACCUAAUGCUGGUGGUGGAUUUCAGUCGUUUGAUCCGUUUUCAAAUCAGGCAGGACAGGGGCCACCUGGUGCAGGAGGUUUCACAAACCAGGGACAAGGGUUUACAAACCAAGGCUUCACAAACCAGGGACAAGGUUUUACAAAUCAAGGACAGGGGUUUACAAAUCAAGGACAAGGAUUUCAAAAUCAGGGACAAGGAUUUACAAACCAGGGACAAGAUUUUUCAAAUCAGGGGCAAGGAUUUACAAAUCAGGGACAAGGAUUUACGAAUCAAGGAAACCAGUUCAAUGAUCAGGGUCAAGGAUUUGGUAACCGAAGAAAUGGAUUUGGAAACAAUAACCAAAAUACCUUUGGACUAGGAGAUGGGGCAGAUUUUUUUAAUGAUAAUAAUGUACAAACUUCGCAACAAAGCAAUAACAACAAUCAGCUUUUUGGACAACAAAGCGGACAAUUUGGUGCGAUGGGUGGAUUUGCCAGAGGACCAAUGAUGGGAGGUCCCUUGUUUGCGGGAUCACCAUUUCAGACAGUUGGUGGGUUUUCAGGCUUUGGCGGAGGAGAUGGGUUUGCAUCGCCAUUUAGUCCAUUUGGAAGAAACAUGGGAGCAUCUUUUGACCAAUUUAGUAGUCCUUUUGGUGGAUCGACUUUAUUUGCUGAGGCUCCAUCAUUUGGUGGAAUGGGCGGCUUACCUGGAUUUGGUGGGUCUGGCUUUGGUGACGGAUUUGGUGGGUCUGGCUUCGGUGGUGGUCCAAUAUUUUUGGAUGGAGGCGGUAUGUUUGGGAAGAAGUAACUGUUACGCCAAAGACUUAGAAAAGCUUAGAAAUUACAUUUCUUUUAUA
Mytilus californianus (California mussel) is the source of this 1574-nucleotide messenger RNA. Its product is annotated as ATP-dependent RNA helicase glh-2-like. Lineage: Eukaryota; Metazoa; Mollusca; Bivalvia; Mytilida; Mytilidae. Bases 350 to 1525 code for a protein of 391 amino acids. The transcript is spliced from 3 exons. The record is from RefSeq and is a predicted model, not a curated record.